This is a messenger RNA of Medicago truncatula (barrel medic), 1516 nucleotides long. Its product is annotated as glycosyltransferase BC10. Gene Ontology annotation, cellular component: membrane. NCBI's taxonomy places the organism in Eukaryota, Viridiplantae, Streptophyta, Magnoliopsida, Fabales, Fabaceae. Gene Ontology annotation, molecular function: glycosyltransferase activity. The record is from RefSeq and is a predicted model, not a curated record. Bases 43 to 1194 code for a protein of 383 amino acids. The transcript is spliced from 10 exons.
UUAAUCGUCCUAUAAUCGUUGUGAUGAACGAAUGAUUCAUUCAUGAUGAUAGGGUUAAGAAAACACAAAUUAAGAAGACCUGCAUUGGUCAUUGCAUUGGCUUCUGUGGCGUGCUUUGUUAUGAUUAUAACCGCUUACAUUUAUAGUACACCAACGAGAACAGGUUCCGAUAAAUGCAACUUCUAUUCCUCUGAAGGUUGUCGUACACGUGAUCUAUUUCCAAAUGAUUUUUCAAGGGAAUUAACUGAUAAAGAGAUUGAAUCUCGUGUUGUUGUUAAGGAUUUACUCAACUAUGUUCCUAUUCAAACUAAUACACCUAAGGUUGCUUUUUUGUUCAUGACUCCUGGUACAUUGCCUUUUGAGAAACUCUGGCACUUGUUCUUUCAAGGGCAUGAUGGCAGAUUUUCAAUUUAUGUACAUGCAUCCAGGGAAAAACCAGUACAUUUCAGCAGAUACUUUGUUGGUCGAGAAAUUCACAGUGAACCGGUGAGUUGGGGGAGUUUUGCAAUGAUGGAAGCAGAAAGAAGGCUUCUGGCAAAUGCACUUUUAGACCCUGAUAACCAACAUUUUGUCUUGCUAUCUGAAAGUUGUAUACCUAUACGUCACUUUGAAUUCGUGUACAACUAUUUAGUGUUUACAAAUGUUAGCUUCAUUGAAUGCUUUGUUGAUCCUGGCCCUCAUGGUAACGGCCGAUAUAUAGAGCAUAUGUUGCCUGAAGUAGAAAUGAAGGAUUUUCGGAAGGGUUCACAGUGGUUCUCAAUGAAGCGGCAGCAUGCUGUUAUAGUCAUCGCAGACAACCUUUAUUUCACAAAAUUCAAGUAUUACUGCAGGCCAAAUAUGGAGGGAGGACGCAACUGCUACUCGGAUGAGCAUUACUUACCAACAUAUUUUAAUAUGCUUGAUCCAGGUGGAAUUUCAAACAGGUCGGUAACAUAUGUUGAUUGGUCUGAAGGAAAAUGGCAUCCUAGAUCAUUCGGUGCUCAACAUAUUACAUAUAAACUCCUCAAAACCUUGACAUCCCUUAAUCAAAGUCCACAUAUUACAAGUGAUUCAAAGAGAACAGUGUUGAUCACUCCUUGCAUGUGGAAUGGGUCAAAAAGACCUUGUUAUUUAUUUGCCAGGAAGUUUUAUCCAGAAGCCUUGGAUAAAUUGAUGUAUCUUUUCGCUAAUUCAACUGUUUCUUUUGGAAAUUAACAUCAUAUGAUUAUGAUCUUUAGCCUCACCUUGGCUCUUGCACAUAACAUUUUUGAUAAUUUGGUGAAGUCCCACAAUUCAGAGGCAAUUAGAUAAAAUUUUAUGGGGAGACAAAGAAACUGAUUCAUUCAAACAUUUUUCUUGGCUGGGCCUUGACAAAACUGCUCUACUAGCUUUCCUAGAAAGAUGGAUAGUUUGCAGUUUCUAUUUUACAUUGUUGUGAUUAUUUGUUUAGCAACACUGUGGAUUUUUCUGUUAGAUGAAAAAAUCUGGUGCCCUUGAUAGAGGCAUGGAAAAGAGUUGGACAUUUUAAAUUUUACUC